This is a messenger RNA of Carica papaya (papaya), 2331 nucleotides long. The record is from RefSeq and is a predicted model, not a curated record. Lineage: Eukaryota; Viridiplantae; Streptophyta; Magnoliopsida; Brassicales; Caricaceae.
UAUGGCUCAUAAGUUUCUUAUUUCUUCUCCAUUUUCAUGCACCUUUUAUGCUCUCUUUUUCUUUCUGCAGAGUCCACGCAUGGUGUUUGUUUUAAUUCCUGCCUUUUCCCUUCCCUGACCUUUGUAGUUACCUACACGAAAAACCAGCAGUUUACUGUUGGGUAGAUGAACGAACUCAGACGGAGAAAACAAAGCUCUAGACUUGAACAUAGUCUUGGAUUUUUUUUCUUUGGGAUGGGCUCAGCAUGUACUGCUAAUAAAUAAUUGCUAGAGAGAGAUUCAUGGGCUGUCAUUAGUCUGCUGUUUAAGACAUUGGACUUUUUGUGUUGAAGUUACAAUAAUAAUCUUUGAUGGGUCGGUAAGAAAAUCUGAGUGGAGAGAUCUGAAAUGAUUAGCUUUGGUUUUGGUGAAGGAAGUUACCAAUAAAAUUUUUAUUAUUUUGAUGCAAAGUGCAACUUGGGAAGCUGGUAUUUGUUAUUUCAAGUCUAGAAAUGGUUUAGUGUUGGAUUAGUAUAGAAGAAAAUGAUAUAACAUCCGAGGUCACUCGUUCUCAUUAUAUGUUCUGAUUGAGAUUUUUUUCAACAUCAAUUGGAGCUUAAGAAAAGGCAUUUUUUUGGUAUUGUUAGUUAAUUUAUCGGUGGUGGAGAAGAUGGUGGGUAGUAUUGAGGUGAACAGUUUGCACUCAAAUGGGUCUUUCCAUAAUUGUAAUGGUUUGGAAGAGAAGCUCGAUGAGCUUCGAGGCCUUCUUGGAAAGGCUGAUGGUGAUCCCUUGCGGAUUGUCAGUGUAGGAGCUGGUGCUUGGGGAAGUGUUUUUGCAGCUUUGUUGCAAGAUAGCUAUGGCUCAUUUCGGGACAAGUUCCAAAUCAGGAUUUGGAGAAGGCCAGGAAGGGCUGUUGAUAGAGCCACGGCUGAACAUCUUUUCGAAGUAAUCAAUUCAAGAGAGGAUGUACUGAGGAGGCUGAUCCGGCGCUGUGCAUAUUUGAAGUAUGUUGAAGCGAGGUUAGGUGAUCGGACUCUUUAUGCAGAUGAAAUUCUAAAAGAUGGGUUUUGCUUGAACAUGAUUGAUACGCCACUUUGUCCUUUGAAGGUUGUGACUAAUCUUCAAGAGGCUGUAUGGGAUGCUGAUAUUGUGGUGAAUGGCUUGCCUUCAACCGAAACACGUGAAGUGUUUGAAGAAAUCAAUAAGUAUUGGAAGGAGAGGAUUACAGUUCCCAUCAUUAUAUCUCUGGCAAAGGGUAUAGAAGCUGCUUUGGAGCCGGUUCCCCACAUAAUUACACCAACAAGAAUGAUCAACAGCGCAACUGGCUUACCUAUAGAAAAUAUACUUUACCUUGGUGGACCGAAUAUUGCUUCAGAAAUUUACAACAAAGAAUAUGCUAAUGCUCGGAUAUGUGGAGCUGAAAAGUGGAGGAAACCACUAGCAAAAUUUUUAAGACAGCCGCAUUUCAUAGUAUGGGAUAACAGUGACUUAGUCACUCAUGAAGUCAUGGGAGGCCUGAAGAAUGUAUAUGCUAUCGGAGCUGGAAUGGUUGCAGCCCUUACCAAUGAGAGUGCUACCAGCAAAUCCGUAUAUUUUGCACAUUGUACAUCAGAGAUGAUAUUUAUAACUCAUUUAUUAGCAGAAGAACCUGAGAAACUUGCAGGACCUUUGCUGGCUGACACUUACGUAACCUUACUAAAGGGUCGUAAUGCUUGGUAUGGACAAAUGUUAGCCAAGGGGGAAAUCAGCCGGGAUAUGGGUGAGAACAUUAGGGGCAAAGGAAUGAUUCAGGGUGUCUCUGCAGUCGGUGCAUUCUAUGAACUCCUCAGUCAGUCAAGCUUAAGUGUAUUGCAUCCUGAGGAAAACAAGCCUGUGGCUCCUGCUGAGCUGUGUCCUAUAUUAAAGACACUAUACAAGAUAUUGAUAACAAGGGAAGAAUCGUCAGAAGCUAUUCUGCAAGCACUUAGAGAUGAGACUUUGAAUGAUCCUCGGGAACGCAUUGAGAUUGCACAGACCCAUUCUUUCUACAGGCCUUCACUUCUUGGUCAGCCUAGCUAGAUAUCUACUGCAUGUGCAUUUCAGAAGAGUUUGGAACUGAGAGAAAGAGAUCAAUAAACUUAUAUAUAUGGGAACAGGAACACAAUUUUUUUUGUUUUGUGGGUAAUUUCACUUGUAUUAAAGUAUUUGAAAGAUGAUUUAUAUCUUGAUUUCAUCUUUAGGUUUUAGUAGAAUUUGAUUAAUGAAAUUGGAGUGAGCAGAUCCAGAUAUGUAUUUUGCAUUUAUCAUGCCAGUUUUCCUCCCUUUUGAGUUGAACAAUAUAAAAUACCCAGAAACAAAUAAGAUUAAGGAAA